Molecule: messenger RNA, 1170 nt
Organism: Cajanus cajan (pigeon pea)
Lineage: Eukaryota; Viridiplantae; Streptophyta; Magnoliopsida; Fabales; Fabaceae
Product: UMP-CMP kinase 3
Biological process (GO): pyrimidine nucleotide biosynthetic process; 'de novo' pyrimidine nucleobase biosynthetic process
Molecular function (GO): ATP binding
Source: RefSeq, a predicted model, not a curated record
UUCAUGAAAGAGAAUAUCCGAUUUUACCUCUCAUAGUUGCCAUUACAAAAAUCAAAACCCUUAUACUCAAACCCCUUUGCCUCUGUCUUGGCGAAAGUUAUUCUCAGAUACUCUACUCUGAAACAUAGGUAAAUAAGAUACUACUCAUGGGAACAAAUGUUGAAGCUUCAAACCAGCCCAAUUCAUCUGAGGAUGCAAAUGUAAGCACUGUUGAGAAAAAACCUGCAGUUGUUUUUGUAUUAGGUGGCCCAGGCAGUGGAAAAGGUACACAAUGUGCAAACAUUGUCCAACAGUUUGGGUAUACUCACCUCAGUGCUGGUGAUCUCUUGCGAGCAGAAAUUGAAUCUGGUUCAGAAAAUGGUACAAUGAUUGAUAAUAUGAUCAACGAAGGACAAAUAGUUCCCUCAGAAGUAACAAUAAAGCUUCUGCAACGAGCAAUGGAGGAAAGUGGCAAUGACAAAUUUCUUAUUGAUGGUUUCCCUCGUAACGAGGAAAACCGUGCAUCAUUUGAGAAUUUGAUUAGAAUUGAACCAGAAUUCAUCUUAUUUUUUGUUUGCCCUGAGGAAGAGAUGGAGAGGCGUCUUCUUUGUAGGAACCAGGGAAGAAAAGAUGACAAUAUUGAAGCAAUAAGGAAGCGAUUUAAAGUUUUCUUGGAGUCUAGUCUUCCUGUGAUUUCUUAUUAUGAUGCGAUGGGCAAAGUGUUCAAGAUUAAUGCUGCGAGGCCUGUUGAAGAUGUCUUUGAGUCGGUCAAAUCAAUAUUUGACAAGGCUGAUUGAGUACGUGCACCCUUGACUUCAUGGUGGAAUUUUAAGAAGUAAAAGUUGGAUCGUGAAUGUAGAAGAAAAAACCGUCCCAUAUACUUUUCAGAUCAUGUAUUUCACUGCUUUGGCUUUUUACUCUGCUCCCCUAUUCAUCUGCUUUAUUAUAGAUUAUUAAUGGAUAAUUUUGUUUUUGGCAAAUAGUAGUAGAUAAAUUUAAAUUAUUCAAUGUAUAGUUCAUAGCUAGUCAAAGGAUACAUAUAAGAAAAGUAGUUAUUUUAUACGGUGAAUAACAAUUAAUGGUUGUUGUAUACUUGUAACUUUAACGUCUAGGUCCCAGGAAUCAUCACCCUUCUGUUUCAAAAGUUGUGUUACUGAAAGCCGAUUUAUGAAUGUUUCUUUAUUAUUUCCA